Molecule: messenger RNA, 937 nt
Organism: Nicotiana tabacum (common tobacco)
Lineage: Eukaryota; Viridiplantae; Streptophyta; Magnoliopsida; Solanales; Solanaceae
Product: organelle RRM domain-containing protein 2, mitochondrial-like
Molecular function (GO): RNA binding
Source: RefSeq, a predicted model, not a curated record
GGUUCGACCGUAUAUUCCAAAUAGGGUUUCGUUAUGGCUCUGUUUUGCUCACCCUGUAAUAAAACUUUAACUUCAAUUUCCUCUUCGUUCACAUCAUCUGCAAUUCCAAAAGCUUUCAAAUCCCCAUUUCCUCCGAUUUUCAGUUCGGAAAGGGUUUCAAAUUUUACACCGCGCAUUUCGAUUGACCUGUCUCGGAAGAAACCUUAUAUACCCAAGUGCUCGGAUUCUUCAGUUGAGCCAGAUAAUAAUACAAAUUCUACGACAAUUAUUUUCCUGAAAGGACUAGCAAAAUCUACAGCAGAGGGAAGAUUGAAGGUGGUAUUUUCACAAUUUGGAGAUGUCAGCCGAGUCAAAAUCAUAACAGAUAAGAUAAGUAAGCAACCGUUGGGGUUUGCAUAUAUCUGGUUUUCCGAUAAAGAAUCUGCACAAUCUGCUGUCCAAGAGAUGAAUGGAAAGUUCUUAGAUGGCAGGUUCGUACAGGUUCAGAUAGCAAAGCCUGAAUCUUGCAAGCCAAAUGUCAGGACAGCAACUUACAAAUUCUAGGCAACCCUGAUCUGCUUCUGGCGAGCAUUAAUAGCCCAUUUAAGGUUACCAAAUUAAGGAUAUCCGGACAUGAACGAAUCCACGAUUCAGGAGCACUCGAGCAAACCUUGUAGACAGCCGCAAGGACCUAUCUGAUGCUAAUGAUAUCUGAAUCUGGCUACUAUUGCUCCUUUGUUGAUAUAACUUGAGGUCGUUUGUGCAUAAGGCUGUAUUGUGGUCCGGGCCCGGGCCUAAAUGGGCCAAACGGGCCUGGGCUUAGUCGGGCCGGGUUGAGGCGGUCCCGGGCCUAACGGGCCAAAUGAGUAGAACCGGCCCACUGCGGUCCUAAGCCCACAUGGUCCCGGGCUAAAUGGGCCGGCCCGCGGGCCUAAACGGACUUUUUCGUUCCGGGCNA